Bathycoccus prasinos is the source of this 1020-nucleotide messenger RNA. RefSeq lists its product with no specific name. Gene Ontology annotation, molecular function: histone H3K79 methyltransferase activity. The coding region runs from base 1 to 1020 and encodes 339 amino acids. NCBI's taxonomy places the organism in Eukaryota, Viridiplantae, Chlorophyta, Mamiellophyceae, Mamiellales, Bathycoccaceae. The transcript has a single exon. The record is from RefSeq and is a predicted model, not a curated record.
AUGGAGGAGGAAAUCUUCUUCUGCGACGAGGAUAAAGACAAAGACUAUAAAGAAGAGAUGAAUCAUCAGUUGGAAAAAGAAAUCGAGACGCUCCGAACGCUCACAGAAAACGGCGUCGGCAAACGAUUCGAUUUGUACGAGUACUCGCAAAAAAGCCAUAAAAUCCAAUGCUGGUGGUGUUAUUCUUCGACGAAUCAGACGAAUGAUGAAAUCUUCCUCGCGAAAAUGGAAAACGCGAGAGUGAUAUUCGAACAGAUUCGACCGCAGGUGUUGCAACUGAUGGUUUUGGAAGAGAUUCGAGAGAAGAAGGAAAAAGAGAAGGCGAUGAUGAUGAGGAUGAUGAUGGACGACGAAGAACAGGGGAAGAAGAGAACGUCGUGUACGAACAGAAACAACCGCAACAACUUCGUGUACGGCGAAGUGGUGUUGGAACCGUUUUACGAUUUUUUAUCGCGCUCGAGCGAGGCGCACCUACCGCAAUCAUCGUCGUCGAGAAAGUAUUACGACUUAGGGAGCGGAACUGGGAAGUCGGUGUUCAUAGCGGCUUUGACCGGGAAGUUUUCCUUCGCGGGCGGGUGCGAGAUUUUGGAGUGUUUACACGGCGUCGCGACGACGGUGGUGGAGGAUUACCGCGAGAUGAUUGAACCUAUGACGAAUGCGAUGAAUAAUAGCAAUAACAAGACGACAGAGUUGAGAGUAGAUUUGGACGAUAUAUUUUCAGUCGAACGCGUUCGGAUGUGGAGUCAAUGCGAGUACGUGUUUUGUAACUGUUUGACGUGGGAGGACGAACAGAUGGAAACGCUCGCGCGCGCGGCGGAACAUUUGAAAGAAGGGUCGAUAUUUGUUACCGUUUUUCUUCCUUUGCCGAGCGAGAAGUUAGAAGUCAUCGCGGAGGAAGAGUGUUUGUUCAGUUGGGGGGGCGAAGCGCCUUUGGUUAUUCACAGGAAACGAAGACAAUUGGAAGGAGAGAAUGAUUUAUUAAUCUCGCUCGGGAAGUUGAAUAAUGAGAGAUGCUCAUAG